CUGCCCAGCACCACGUACGGCAACGUCCUGGUCCUGGAUGGGGUGAUCCAGUGCACGGAGCGGGACGAGUUCUCCUACCAGGAAAUGAUCGCCAACCUGCCCCUCUGCAGCCACCCCGACCCCCGCAAGGUGCUGAUCAUCGGCGGCGGCGACGGGGGCGUGCUGCGAGAGGUGGUCAAACACCCGACCGUGGAGUCCGUGGUGCAGUGCGAGAUCGAUGAGGAUGUGAUCCAGGUAUCUAAAAAAUACCUCCCAGGGAUGGCAGUGGGGUAUUCCAGUGCUAAGCUGACCUUGCAUGUGGGAGAUGGUUUUGAGUUCAUGAAACAAAAUCAAGAAGCCUUUGAUGUGAUUAUCACGGAUUCGUCUGACCCCAUGGGUCCUGCAGAAAGUUUGUUCAAAGAAUCUUAUUACCAGCUGAUGAAGACAGCUCUGCGAGAAGAUGGGAUUCUCUGCUGCCAAGGAGAGUGCCAGUGGCUGCACCUGGAUCUCAUUAAGGAGAUGCGUCAGUUCUGCAAGUCUCUGUUCCCGGUUGUGGAAUACGCCUAUUGCACCAUCCCCACGUAUCCCAGCGGGCAGAUUGGCUUCAUGCUCUGCAGCAAGAACCCUAACACAAAUUUCCGGGAGCCCGUGCAGCAGCUCUCGCAGCAGCAGGUAGAGGAGAGGAGUCUGAAAUACUACAACUCUGAAAUUCACCGGGCAGCAUUCAUUCUGCCAGAGUUUGCACGGAAGGCCCUGAGCGAUGUGUGAGGCCAAGGUGCUGCUUCCUUCCUUCAAGCUGGACUCUGAGAUCAUCAGUGAUGUGGCUGGGAUCUUCUCAGCAGACUGCAGAUUUGCUCUCCACUGUGUGGGAUUGUUUAACCCUUGGCCAGCCAACAUUCCCUCUGAUGUGUUAAAGAUGAUGGGGCAUAAGCCAGAUAAGACUAUUGAAAAGGUCCAGUGACUUAUUGCGUGAGGUCAAAACUGUUCUUUCCAGUGCUGGAAAUGUAAGAUGUCUUUUUCCUUUCUCUCCUCCCUGCACCCAUUCUAAAUUCUCCCAACCACACCCCACAUCCCCCCCAACUGACAUGAUGUAUUUAUAACUGACACAUAUUUCUGUCUGGUGGUCUGGGAAGAGUUCAAAGGGUCCCUGACUCAGCCUUAAGCACAGAGAGAGAGAAAGAGAGAGAGAGAGAGCUUUGUGCACAGUUAGCUCACUCUCUCCUCAUGGGAGCUUCCUGCUGCUGACACAUUUUGACUGGUAACAGGUCUGAGCCUUUGUGUCCCACUGCCCUGCUGUGACUCCUGCACUGCCCUGCAGCACAGCUGGAGAAGUCACAGUGCAAACUGUUGCCAUUCACAAUAGGUCUCCCUCCAACCCUGAUGGAGUAGCAGUAUUAAACACCAGCCAGGCAGGCUGGCAGCAGUCUUGUGGCUUCUUUUUUGGUUGUUAAUUUUUAAAAUUGGUCAGAAACAGAAGUGCUGAGGUGCCAACAGGCUGACUCCUGUUCUUACCUCUUGCCCUCAGAGAGGUUCCAAAGAAUGUUUAUCAAUAUGGUGAUAGGUGCUUUAUAUAUAUAUCUAUAUCUGUAGAUACAUAAAUAUAUAUCUAUAGAUAUUUAGAUAUAUAAAAAACAAACCUUAGCUCCAUUGCCUGAUGUUCAGUACUGAUGCUGGGGAGUCAGUUGUGCUGACAAAUCUCUCAUCUCAGUCAUGUUGAGAUGCCUCAGGCCUGGGUAUUUGCAAGUCCUUAGGAGGCAUCAUUAUUUCCAAUGCUGCCCCCAGAUGCAUAAUUUGUUUUUCACUGUACUCUGUAAGAUGGAUCUGCCUUCACUUCUUUACUUCUGUUCUGAAGAUUCCGUGGUGUGGGAAUCGCCCUCCCAGCACAGCCACUGUGCCACUGUCACUCCCUGCACUCAAUUAAACACUCGGCUCUGGUUAAGGUGA
This is a messenger RNA of Parus major (Great Tit), 1923 nucleotides long. It is a transcript of the gene SRM, whose product is annotated as spermidine synthase. The transcript has 7 exons. Gene Ontology annotation, molecular function: spermidine synthase activity. Gene Ontology annotation, cellular component: cytosol. Gene Ontology annotation, biological process: spermidine biosynthetic process. The coding region runs from base 85 to 747 and encodes 220 amino acids. The record is from RefSeq and is a predicted model, not a curated record. NCBI's taxonomy places the organism in Eukaryota, Metazoa, Chordata, Aves, Passeriformes, Paridae.